Messenger RNA from Dunckerocampus dactyliophorus (ringed pipefish), 1775 nucleotides. It is a transcript of the gene wnt10b, whose product is annotated as wingless-type MMTV integration site family, member 10b. Gene Ontology annotation, cellular component: extracellular region. Gene Ontology annotation, biological process: cell fate commitment; neuron differentiation; multicellular organism development. Gene Ontology annotation, molecular function: cytokine activity; frizzled binding. Bases 88 to 1371 code for a protein of 427 amino acids. NCBI's taxonomy places the organism in Eukaryota, Metazoa, Chordata, Actinopteri, Syngnathiformes, Syngnathidae. The record is from RefSeq and is a predicted model, not a curated record. The transcript is spliced from 4 exons.
UCGAUAAUAACUUCAUCUUAAACUACAGUUUCUCGAUAAAAGACGGGCCGUCUUUACUGGUGUUUUAAUGUCACGGCGCGACAAAAAAUGGAAUUAUCAAACAAACUGCGAUUGGAAAGGUGCCCGAUUUUGGCGACAGCAUUGUUAUUAUUACCCGCGUUAACGGUGCUGUGUAACGACAUCCUCAGCCUGAAGGUGGCAGGAGAUCCAGUUUUAACCCCCAACUCAGUGUGCCUGCGGCUGGCAGGCCUCAGUAAUCGUCAGAUGAGGAUGUGUGUACGCAGACCUGAUGUGACGGCCUCAGCCCUGCAGGGAAUCCAGGUGGCCAUCCACGAGUGCCAGCAUCAGCUCCGGGACCAGCGCUGGAACUGCUCGACUUUGGAGGCCCUCGGCAGGCUGCUGCAUCACAGCGACAUCCUCAACCGGGGUUUCCGUGAGAGUGCCUUCUCGAUGGCCUUAUUAUCAGCGGGUGUGGCUCACUCAGUGAGCUCGGCCUGCAGCAUGGGCAAGCUGCGGGGAUGUGGCUGUGAGGGCAAGCGUCGCCAGGAUGAUGACAAGCUUCGGCUAAAGCUCACACAGAUGCAGCUGCAGACGCUGCAGAAAGGUGUACUGGGGAUGAACAUGGCCCACUCGCUACCCUCAGGUCCCCAGAGCAAUCUGCCCGCUGACCUUCACUCCAGCCACCGCUCUGCACUGCUCAAGCCUUUUCAGGAUGAGCUGACCUCCAUGCAGGAGACGUGGGAGUGGGGGGGCUGCAAUCAUGACUUCCGUUUUGGGGACCGUUUCUCCAGGGAGUGGCUGGACUCGCGGGGAGCUUCCAGGGACAUCCACGCUCGUAUGAGGAUACAUAACAACCGAGUGGGACGACAGAUAGUGGCUGACAACGUGAAAAGGAGAUGCAAGUGUCAUGGCACUUCAGGGAGCUGCCAGUUAAAGACCUGUUGGCACGUUUCACCAGAGUUUCGGCUCGUAGGUUCGAUCCUCAAAGAAAAAUUCCUGUCAGCCAUGUUGGUCAACUCACAGAACAAGAACAACGGGGUCUUCAAUACUCGAAUAGGGAACGGUGACCGCAGGAGAACGGAUGAACUGAACGGAGGUCGUCGUCGAAGAGUAUCCAGAGAGUUGGUCUACUUUGAGAAGUCCCCUGACUUUUGUGAGCGUGAUGCAUCCAUAGACUCUGCAGGUACACAGGGACGGAUCUGCAACAAAACAAGCCACGGCACGGACAGCUGCAGCUCACUUUGCUGCGGCCGAGGACAUAACAUAAUGAAAAAAACUCACAGCCAACGCUGCAACUGUAGGUUUCACUGGUGCUGCUACGUGCUAUGUGAGGAUUGCCGCAUCUCGGAAUGGGUCAGCGUGUGCAAAUAGAUCACGGCACUGUCCUGUCCUGCUGCCUUGACAUAUUUGGGACUCAAGAUGUAGAGUCCGUAACCUUCUACUGUUUUGCUCCUUGUGACUGACAGUGUGGGGUUGUUUCUUAUCCUCAUUGUCAGGUGUUUAUUUUUUGCCUUUUGUUGCUGCUGUUAGUGUCAAAGAUUGAAGAAGAGGCUCAUGUCAUGGUGUAGAUGCUUUACUUAGUCGCAAACACAGAAUUGUCAAAAUGCUGCCUCACCGGCUUGUACAGUAGCAAUGCAUUUUAGCAGCUACAGUGGUGUGAAAACGUGUUUGCCCCCUUCCUGAUUUCUUAUUUUUUUGCAUGUUUGUCACUCUUAGUAAAUGUUUCAGACCAUCAAAUACAUUUAAAUGUUAGUCAAUGACAACACAAUCGAACG